AAAAGACUGAGCUAUGAUAGCAACCGGUGGAGUGAUAACCGGCCUGGCCGCCUUGAAAAGGCAAGACUCGUCCAGGUCGCAGCAUCAUGUCAGCCUCAGCCCAUCGCCUACUGCCCAAGAGAAGAAACCCGUCCGGCGGCGGCCUCAGGCCGAUGUCGUGGUGGUUCGAGGCAAAAUCCGGCUUUAUUCCCCAUCUGGUUUCUUCCUCAUUUUAGGAGUGCUUAUCUCCAUUGUAGGAAUUGCCAUGGCGGUCCUUGGAUAUUGGCCCCAAAAAGAACAUUUUAUUGAUGCUGAGACGACCCUGUCAACCAACGAGACUCAGGUCAUUCGGAACCAAGGUGGCGUGGUGGUCCGCUUCUUUGAGCAACAUUUGCAUUCUGAUAAAAUGAAAAUGCUUGGCCCUUUCACCAUGGGGAUUGGCAUUUUCAUUUUCAUUUGUGCUAAUGCCAUUCUUCAUGAGAACCGUGACAAGGAAACCAAAAUCAUACACAUGAGGGAUAUCUAUUCCACAGUCAUCGACAUCCACACGCUGAGGAUCAAGGAGCAAAAGCAUAUGAAUGGCAUCUACACUGGUUUGAUGGGAGACACAGAAGUAAAACAGAAUGGGAGCUCCUGUGCCUCGAGGCUGGCCGCAAAUACCAUUGCCUCGUUCUCGGGUUUCAGGAGCAGUUUUCGGAUGGACAGCUCUGUUGAGGAAGAUGAACUUGCGCUCAACGAAAAUAAGAGUUUGGGGCACCUCAUGCCACCAUUGCUUUCGGACAGCUCCGUCUCUGUCUUUGGCCUCUACCCACCUCCCUCCAAGAUGACUGAUGAUAAGACCAGUGGCCCUAAGAAAUGUGAAACCAGAUCAAUUGUGUCAUCGUCCAUCAGUGCUUUUACAUUGCCUGUGAUCAAACUUAAUAACUGUGUUAUUGAUGAGCCCAGUAUAGAUAACAUCACUGAAGAUGCCGAGAACCUCAAAAGUAGGUCAAGGAAUUUGUCAAUGGAUUCCCUAGUGGUCCCUUUGCCCAGUGCCGGUGAGUCCUUCCAGCCAGUCAGCACGAUGUUCCCAAGGAAUAAUUCCACUGGGGAGUCAUUGUCGAGCCAGUACAAGUCCUCUGUGGCCCUCGGACCCGGGGCCGGACAACUCUUGUCUCCUGGGGCUGCUAGAAGACAGUUUGGGUCCAACACAUCUUUACAUUUGCUCUCGUCACAUUCAAAAUCCUUAGACUUAGACAGGGGUCCCUCCACCCUAACUGUUCAGGCAGAACAACGGAAACACCCAAGUUGGCCUCGGUUGGAUCGAAGCAAUAGCAAAGGAUACAUGAAACUAGAGAAUAAAGAGGAGCCCAUGGAGAGGCUGCUUGUGCCUCAAGCUGCAAUCAAAAAAGACUUUACCAAUAAGGAGAAGCUUCUCAUGAUUUCAAGAUCUCAUAACAAUUUGAGUUUUGAACAUGAUGAGUUUUUGAGUAACAACCUAAAGCGGGGAACUUCUGAAACGAGGUUUUAAUGUUCAAAAAUAUAUUAUUUUACGAGGCUAUAUAUUUUAAAACUAUUUUCACCCUUGUUUCCUUGUUGAAGUAUGG
Ailuropoda melanoleuca (giant panda) is the source of this 1565-nucleotide messenger RNA. RefSeq names its product transmembrane protein 200A. The record is from RefSeq and is a predicted model, not a curated record. NCBI's taxonomy places the organism in Eukaryota, Metazoa, Chordata, Mammalia, Carnivora, Ursidae. The transcript has a single exon. The coding region runs from base 14 to 1489 and encodes 491 amino acids.